This is a messenger RNA of Onychostoma macrolepis, 2045 nucleotides long. Its product is annotated as zinc finger protein 239. Gene Ontology annotation, cellular component: nucleus. Gene Ontology annotation, molecular function: RNA polymerase II cis-regulatory region sequence-specific DNA binding; DNA-binding transcription factor activity, RNA polymerase II-specific. The record is from RefSeq and is a predicted model, not a curated record. NCBI's taxonomy places the organism in Eukaryota, Metazoa, Chordata, Actinopteri, Cypriniformes, Cyprinidae. The transcript is spliced from 3 exons. Gene Ontology annotation, biological process: regulation of transcription by RNA polymerase II. Bases 104 to 1198 code for a protein of 364 amino acids.
GUCUCCUCCGCUGCUGCAGGUGGCGCUGCUGUUUGUUUUGCUCGUCAAAAACAGGAGCGAGUUCCGGUGAAUAUCAAAUUUCUGCUUGUUCUUCUGCUCACCGAUGAAUUUCGCUGAUAAUUUACACAAAUGGCCGAGUAGGAUGGAUCUGGACUUCGGGAACAAACUGCCCCAGGCUCUGUCGACAAACACUAAACUGCCCCAGUCUCUCUCCUCUAGCGCCAAAUUUCUGCCCUCAGGCCCGUUUGAGCACUACGCGCGCCCGGCGGGAGUCAAAGUCAAAGAGGAAGACGAGAGUGUGGAGGACUUCUUUCAUUUCGCUCAGCACCUGCAGCAGCAGACCGGAGAGUGUCUCACAGCUUGUUGCGGCGGCUCGAACCCUAAAAGCCUGUCUCUCUCGGAUCCGGCCAAGACCGGCAGCCGUCCCUCGGCGGACCGGCCGUACCACUGCCAGGACUGCGGCAAGUACUUCCGCAUCAACGACAUCAAGCGGCACCAGCGCAUCCACAGCGGAGAGCGGCCCUUCCCCUGCUUCCAGUGCGGCAAGAACUUCCCCACGUCUGGGGACCUGAAGCGGCACGAGCGCAUCCACACGGGCGAGCGGCCCUACCACUGCCUGCAGUGCGGCAAGAACUUCUCCGACUCGGGCCACCUCAAGCAGCACGAGAGGAUGCACACGGGCGAGCGGCCCUACCAGUGUCCGCAGUGCGCCAAGCGCUUCUACCGCUCCGGAGACCUCAAGCGCCACCUGAGGAUCCACAGCGGCGAGCGGCCCUACAAGUGCCUGCAGUGCGGCAAGACCUUCUCUGACUCCGGGCACCUGCGGGGCCACCAGCGCAUCCACACGGGCGAGCGGCCCCACCGCUGCACGCUCUGCGAGAAGAGCUUCUUCAGAUCGGGCGACCUGAAGCGGCACCACAGAACGCACACGGGCGAGCGGCCCUACCAGUGCUUCCAGUGCGGCAAGAGCUUCUCGGAGUCGGGUCACCUGAAGGAGCACCGGAGGAUCCACACCGGAGAGAAGCCCUACCACUGCAACCAGUGCGACAAGAGCUUCUCGCGGCUGGAGCGGCUCAAGGGCCACCAGAGCAUCCACACGGGCGAGCGGCCCUUCCACUGCACGCAGUGCGGCAAGAACUUCUUCCGCUCGGGCGAGCUGAAGCGGCACCAGAGGAUCCACAGCGGCGAGCGAGCGUGAGCGCACAAACACCUGAGAGACUGCAGCCGGUCGCCCAGCUUUCCUCUUCCUUUCCUGAUAGAAGUCAGCGCACGCUGUGUGUCGUCAUAAGUGUGUUCGUCGUCGUAGACCGUAUGAAGCGCUAGCUCCGCACGCCUCGCUCUGAUCUCACCGUCUGUAUGUUGUUCACAAAUAUAUAGUCCAGUGACUCACUAGAACUGUGUAUUCUACAGGAGGAUAUUAUUACUGUGUGUGCUCACAUUCCUUGUAUUUAAUGAAUCUCCCUCAAACUGUCUGUGGUUAUUAUUAUUUUUUAUAUAUAAACUGAACUGUUUUACUGUCGACAUGAGGAGACGCCACUGAAGCGCUUCUGAAUCUGGUUUCGAUGUGAGCGUCUGGUUUCUCUCGAUGGUGGCUGUGUGUUUUACUCGCUGCUGUAAAUCACGUGUGUGUGUGUGUGUGUGUGUGUGUGUGUGUGAAACACAGUUAUUGUUUCACUGUAACACUUUAUUAACUGUCAUAAAAGACGACACAGAGUAUAGAUGUGCUCUAAUUCAGCAGCUGUUUCUGAGCACCAGGUGAUUAAUAUAGUGAACUGAGCUCAUGAAUCAUAAUAGAUUUACCUUUUAACUUUUUUAAAUUAGCUCUUUACAUUUAUUAUUGUUUUGAAUGAUCCUCUAUUUUUACUUUCUCUCUAUAUGUGUGUAUUUAACCAUCAGUAGCUUGGAAGGCUUUAAUGCCAUCAGAAGGCUUUUAUAAGAGCUGUGUGCAGGAUUGAAUUAUAAUAAUUUGGGUUCUUCAUGUGCAUGAACGUUUUCUUCAUAUGUGUGUGUCAUCAUCUUUAAUAAACACUUCACCUCUAAUUACA